GAUCACAACCGGCUUUGUUUUUCUCUUUAUAAGCCUUAUAGGAAACGCAAAAAAUUGCGGAAAUUAGUCAAACUCAAAGAGACAAAGAUCUGGCUCUUCAUCAAGUUGUUUGUUGAAUAAUGUAGGAUGACAUUGAUGUAUUAAAGAAGCAACAGAAAAAAAAAACAGAUAUGGAUAACUCUGAAAAUUCCAACUGUGCUGUGAUGAAUGAUGAUGACCAGCUUGCUCCUCUGAUAAGAGGCAAUAGCUCAAGUGUUAGCACCAGUACUGGUACGUCAAGCACUAAGACCCCUCGCACUCAUCUUCCUGGAAAACCAUCCAAGAUUCAUGUGACUCUGUGUAUCUUGAUAACAGAGUUAUGUGAAAGGUUAACAUUCUAUGGCAUUACAGCUAAUCUUGUGCCAUUUUGUCAUGACAUGCUGAAUUUGGCAACACCUUUACCAUCCACGAUAAAUCUUGUUUUUCAAGGUACAUGUUAUCUCAUCCCAGUGGUUGGUGGUUUGCUUGCCGACUCUUAUAUGGGUCGUUUCAAUGUGAUAUACAGCAGCUCUCUUAUAUAUGUGGUUGGAACACUCUUACUAGCUACAGUGUCACUAACAGAUGAUUCUUAUUCAAAACAUUUUGGAGAAUCUCAAGUUAUGGGAAAUAUAGCAAGGCAGAUCUAUUUUGCCCUGGCAUUAUUCUUCCUGGCUUUGGGUACAGGUGGGAUUAAAGCCAAUGUCUCACCAUUCGGUGCAGACCAGGUCCGAGAGGAGGGUCCAGGUGCCAUCCAAAGAUUCUUCAACUGGUUUUACUGGUUCAUUAACAUUGGCUCAUUUGUUUCCUUCACCCUUGUUGUAUGGAUUCAACAAGAAGAAAGCUUCUUCUUGGGCUAUACUAUUACAGCUUGCUCGAUGUUUCUUGGUGUCUUGACAUUUCUUAUUGGUCGUAAUAGCUAUAUCGUACAUCCCCCUGGUGGUAGUAAUCUGGCUGAUUCUUUUAAAGUCAUUGGACUUGCAAUAAAGAGGAAAAUGAAAAAUAUCCCCAAAAUAAAAGGGGAAAGUUGGUUAGAUCUGGCAAAGGACAGCAGAGGAGGAAGAUUCUCAGCCACACAGGUGGAUGAUGUCAAGUCCCUUCUAAGAAUAUUACCUGUUUUUGCAAUGUUUGUAAUUUAUUGGACACUUUAUUCACAGAUGCAGACUAGUUACCUCAUCCAAGCUCAAUACAUGAAAAUUAAUUUGGGAUUUAAUUUCAAUCUUCCUGCAGCAUCUUUAUCAAUAUUUGAUAUUUCAAGUGUACUACUUCUAAUUCCAUUUAUGGACAAGGUCAUCUACCCUCUACUACGCUACAUUGGGAUUAAAUUCACUCCACUGAGGCGGAUUGGUGUGGGGAUGAUUUUUGCUGCUGCCUCUGUUGCUGUAGCUGGCUUUGUUGAGAUAAAAAGGAGGAAUUGCUAUGAAAAUGGCGAAUUCAUCACGCAAAAUCUCUUCAAUAAGAAUUUCAAUGCUUCAAACAUGACUGUAUUUUAUCAAGUACCACAAUUUGUCCUAAUUGGAACGAGUGAGGUUUUUACAAGCAUAACAGGCUUGGAAUUUGCCUACUCCCAAGCUCCAAGAUGCCUCCAAGGAUUGGUAAUGGGGAUUUUCUUGGUCACCUCUGGUCUUGGGAACUUCUUAUCCAGUGCACUAACAAACAUUGUAUACAGUAUCGACAAGAAGUGGUACCCAGAAGACCCCAACAAUGGGAACCUUGAGUAUUAUUUCUUUCUCUUAUCAGGGUUAAUGUUUGUCAAUUUUUUGAUUUUUAUUCUUGUGGCCCUUAACUACAAAUAUGUUGACCACAGGAGAGCAAGGAAAAAUGUCAUUCCUCAAAAUUGGGAUAACUCUCAAUCUAAUUCAAAGUCUUUAGAAGCUUGAAUAAUACAUUACCAAAUUGUAGGAUGAGCAUUGUUGGAUGUGAGGACUGCAGAAUACUCUAUAAAUACGUGGGUGUAUAGGUGGAGGAGGAGGUUUAAUAGGUUGAAAAUAUUUAGUAGAUUACGGUGCAUAAACGUACCAUGAAAUGACUAUAAGUUCAAAGCUGGAUGCAUGAAGUUGAUAUUGGCCCAAUAGUCCCUUCCAUGGUCUCUUUGCCGCCAUUUGAAUUACUACGGGGCCACCCCAGACUAAAUUACAAUGUGCACUUUGCAAUAGACUGCCGUCAAUCAAACAUGUUGACGUCAUUUACACCUGGUGAGUGUGGCUCACAAUACUUGUUAAAACAAUCGAUAAGUUUUGGCCCCUUUUGAAUCACUCACGCAUGUAAAUGAUGUCAAUGUGUUUGAUUGAUGGCAGCCUAUUGCAAAGUGCACGUCGCGAUUUUUGUCUGGGGUGGCCGAGUAGCAAAUCAAAUGGAGGUAAUGGAAAAAAAUGGUAAAAAGAAUCAAGAAUCAUUUUUACUAAUAUUUUGCACUGCUCAACUUAAUAAUGAUCAUUCAUUAUUAUUGAUUUUCCAUUUCUCAACAAUUGAUAAUAAUUUAUAAUUAUCACUCUACAGAUACUGUAGGUAUCAUGUGAAAUGUAAUUGAUAUUUUAUUUCUUCUACUGACUAUGGGAAUUAUGGUAGCACAUAUGAAAUUUCCCCCUUUUUUAAAAACCUGUCAUUUAGUGCAUUACAGGAAUUCAAAACAAGGCAUGUCCAGCAUAUCUCAAAACUUAUUAUUUUCUCAAUUCAUCACCUCCCUAGAUUCAUUAUAUUUUGCUUAGAUGUGGAAAGUGUCGAAAUUUGGUACUAAAAUAAUGGAGUUUUAUUAAGUACAACUUGCUUUCAUUUAAAAAUAGCUAUUAUUAAUUACUAUUUUAUUAGUUUUGUUUUAUUAGGUUGGUCACCACUGUUUUUAUUGCAACGUGCUGAUCAAGACAAAAUAAACCAAAUCCACUGGCGCAAUGUUUUCCCAUUUCAGACCACAUGUCCAUAUGUUGUAUCCAUAUUCAUGUGUCUUCUCAUGCGCAACCUAAUAAACAAAGAAAUUAUACUCAAGGGAAUGACAUGUGCUGAAAUGGGAAAACAGUGGAUUUAGGUCUAUUUAAAAUAUCAUGUCAAAAGGUUGAUGGGCAAUGUGAUGUUCCAGAAUAUAAUAAAUAUAUAUGUAUAUACCCCA
Actinia tenebrosa (Australian red waratah sea anemone) is the source of this 3118-nucleotide messenger RNA. Its product is annotated as solute carrier family 15 member 4. Gene Ontology annotation, cellular component: membrane. The record is from RefSeq and is a predicted model, not a curated record. Gene Ontology annotation, molecular function: transmembrane transporter activity. Gene Ontology annotation, biological process: oligopeptide transport; transmembrane transport. Lineage: Eukaryota; Metazoa; Cnidaria; Anthozoa; Actiniaria; Actiniidae.